CCUGCGGCGCCCGUCCGUCCGUCCCCGGAGGCGGCGGCGGAGGAGGGGAGACCCGGCCGCCCGGGAGCGCCUCCGAUCCCGCGCGGGGCGCCGGCUCCAUGGCGACCGGGCUCGGGGAGCCGGUCUACGGACUUUCGGAAGAAGAGGGAGAAUCCCGUAUUCUCAGAGUGAAGGUUGUUUCUGGAAUCGAUCUCGCCAAGAAGGACAUCUUCGGAGCCAGUGAUCCGUAUGUGAAACUUUCAUUGUACGUAGCAGAUGAGAAUAGGGAACUUGCUUUGGUACAAACAAAAACAAUUAAAAAGACGCUGAACCCAAAGUGGAAUGAAGAAUUUUAUUUUAGAGUAAACCCAUCUAAUCACAGACUCUUGUUUGAAGUAUUUGAUGAAAACAGACUGACACGAGACGACUUCCUGGGACAGGUGGACAUACCCCUUAGUCAUCUCCCGACAGAAGACCCAACCAUGGAGCGACCCUACACGUUUAAGGACUUUCUCCUCCGACCAAGAAGUCAUAAAUCUCGGGUUAAGGGAUUUUUGCGAUUGAAAAUGGCCUAUAUGCCCAAAAAUGGAGGCCAAGAUGAAGAGAACAGUGAGCAGCGGGAUGAGAUGGAGCCUGGGUGGGAAGUCGUUGACUCCAAUGACUCGGCAUCUCAGCACCAGGAGGAGCUGCCCCCGCCUCCGCUGCCCCCCGGCUGGGAAGAGAAAGUGGACAACCUGGGCCGCACUUACUACGUCAACCACAACAAUCGGACCACGCAGUGGCACCGACCCAGCCUAAUGGACGUGUCGUCCGAGUCCGACAGCAACAUCCGGCAGAUCAACCAGGAGGCCGCACACCGCCGCUUCCGCUCGCGCAGACACAUCAGCGAGGACCUGGAGCCGGAGCCCGGCGAGGGCGGGGAGGGCCCCGAGCCUUGGGAGACCAUUUCAGAGGAAGUGAACAUGAGUGGAGACUCGCUCAGCCUGGCGCUGCCCCCGCCACCAGCCUCGCCUGUGUCCCGGACCAGCCCCCAGGAGCUGUCCGAGGAGCUGAGCAGAAGGCUGCAGGUCACUCCCGACUCCAACGGCGAGCAGUUUGGGUCUUUGAUUCAGCGAGAGCCAUCCUCCAGGCUGAGGUCAUGCAGUGUCACCGACGCGGUCGCGGAGCAGGCUCAUCUCCCACCGCCCAGUGCCCCAGCUGGGAGAGCACGUUCAUCAACUGUCACGGGUGGUGAGGCGCCAACGCCAUCAGUGGCCUAUGUACACACCACGCCGGGCCUGCCUUCGGGCUGGGAAGAGAGGAAAGAUGCUAAGGGACGCACAUACUAUGUCAAUCAUAACAAUCGAACCACAACUUGGACUCGGCCUAUCGUGCAGCUCGCAGAAGACGGCGCGCCGGGACCCGCCACAAACGGUAACAGCCACCUAAGCGAGCCUCAGCUCCGCCGGCCCCGUAGCCUCAGCUCACCGACAGUAACCUUGUCCGCCCCGCUGGAGGGCGCCAAGGACUCACCCGUACGUCGGGCUGUGAAAGAUACCCUUUCCAAUCCACAGUCCCCACAGCCAUCACCUUACAACUCCCCCAAACCACAACACAAAGUCACACAGAGCUUCCUGCCGCCCGGCUGGGAGAUGAGGAUAGCGCCCAACGGCCGGCCCUUCUUCAUUGACCACAACACAAAGACCACGACGUGGGAAGAUCCACGCCUGAAAUUUCCAGUACACAUGCGGUCAAAGGCAUCCUUAAACCCCAAUGACCUUGGCCCUCUUCCUCCUGGCUGGGAAGAAAGGAUUCACUUGGAUGGCCGGACGUUCUACAUUGACCACAAUAGCAAAAUUACUCAGUGGGAAGACCCAAGACUGCAGAACCCAGCUAUUACUGGUCCGGCUGUUCCUUACUCCAGAGAAUUUAAGCAGAAAUAUGACUACUUUAGGAAGAAAUUAAAGAAACCUGCUGAUAUUCCAAAUAGGUUUGAAAUGAAACUUCACAGAAAUAAUAUAUUUGAAGAGUCCUAUCGGAGAAUCAUGUCUGUGAAAAGACCAGAUGUCCUGAAAGCGAGGCUGUGGAUUGAGUUUGAGUCAGAGAAAGGUCUGGACUACGGGGGCGUGGCCAGAGAGUGGUUCUUCCUACUGUCCAAGGAGAUGUUCAACCCUUACUACGGCCUCUUCGAGUACUCGGCAACGGACAACUACACACUUCAGAUCAAUCCCAAUUCAGGCCUCUGUAAUGAAGAUCAUUUGUCCUAUUUCACUUUUAUUGGUAGAGUUGCUGGACUGGCAGUGUUUCACGGGAAACUUCUAGAUGGUUUCUUCAUUCGACCGUUUUAUAAAAUGAUGCUGGGAAAGCAGAUAACUCUGAACGACAUGGAAUCUGUGGAUAGCGAAUAUUACAACUCUUUGAAAUGGAUCCUAGAAAAUGACCCAACUGAACUGGACCUUAUGUUCUGCAUUGAUGAAGAGAACUUUGGGCAGACAUAUCAAGUGGAUCUGAAGCCCAACGGGUCAGAAAUAAUGGUGACGAAUGAGAACAAGAGAGAGUACAUAGACCUAGUCAUCCAGUGGAGGUUCGUGAACAGGGUCCAGAAGCAGAUGAACGCCUUCCUGGAGGGAUUCACAGAACUGCUCCCUAUUGAUUUGAUUAAAAUCUUUGAUGAAAAUGAACUAGAGUUGCUGAUGUGCGGCCUUGGCGAUGUGGAUGUGAACGACUGGCGACAACAUUCUAUUUACAAGAACGGCUACUGCCCGAACCACCCCGUGAUCCAGUGGUUCUGGAAGGCUGUGCUGCUGAUGGACGCCGAGAAGCGCAUCCGGUUACUGCAGUUUGUCACGGGGACGUCCCGAGUACCUAUGAACGGAUUUGCUGAGCUUUAUGGUUCCAAUGGUCCUCAGCUGUUUACAAUAGAGCAAUGGGGAAGUCCUGAAAAACUGCCCAGAGCUCACACGUGCUUUAAUCGCCUUGACUUACCUCCGUAUGAAACCUUUGAAGAUUUACGGGAGAAGCUUCUCAUGGCUGUGGAAAAUGCCCAAGGAUUCGAGGGGGUAGAUUAAGCGCCCCCUGCCUCGGGGCGGUUGUUCUUCGAGCAAGUCCUGCUUGCACUUUUGCAUUUGCCUGACAGACUCUGCAGAGACGCUGGCAGAGAGCAACGCGGCGAGGGGUCCCGGAGCGGAGCCCCUGCCCCCGACUUGCCCACGGCCCACAGGGAGGCCCCGUCCCAGGCCGCGUUCCUGCAUUUCCCACCAAUUUCCAGCUGGUUGAUGUGUAUACUGGUUACAUUUCAGGAGGACUUAUUCUAUUUAUGUUGUGCCUCUGUAGGCCAAGCCCUUAAUAAAUAUUUUCCAUACUUUAUAAUGACAGCGAAUGGAAUUAAUCACUCUACAGGUAUAGUAUUACAACUCAUGUUUACUUUUUAAAAUGAUUUAGACCGAUUUGCAGAUUUUAUUUCACUACAAUUAAAGAUGUCUCAUGUACUUGGAAAAGUGAGCUUUUUUUUUUUUGUAUUUGAACUUCAUACCAGGUUUAAUGUUGGUGAUGUUUUUAUUUUUAAAGUACUUGGAAAGCCCCACCCCCUACCGGAUUAGCUAUGGAAGACUGACUUCUGUCCAAAAACCUUCUGCAGACAAAUACUCUAACAUCAGGCAUCAUGACAUUUUUUUCCAUGCUCAGAAUGAGAACUGGAUAUUACGUUUUUUUGUUCAAAUUCAGUGUAAUAGCUGCAGACUGAGAGAAUUGUAACAUAGCAUGACAAAAUUUGUGUUGACUUGAAGGAAUCACACCAUUAUUCCUUAGAAGUGAUUACGUGUGCUGGAGCACUUUUGAGGCAGGGUUGGACUAUCACUUCUCGUAAGAGAAGCUACUUAACCCUUCCCAAUGCUGUACAGUCCUCCUAUUGUAUUUUCCUCCUUGCUGUUGUAGUAGAGACACUUGAGUGGAACUUGGCACCGAGUGAUUCAAAACUGUGGAAAGCAGACCUGUAGAGUCUUCUGUUUGUAUGCGUUUGCUAGCGGUAGCUGAAUACGCAACUUUUGUUCUAACUGCACCAAUCCUGAAGGCACUUUAUGUACUACGUGGAGGUCAUAUCUGGUUUUCUUUUUUUUUCUUUAAUCAUAAGCAUUGAAUGUGAUUUCUUCUCUCUGCACACACCCUUCCGGUGCAAUAUCUAUUGAUUGUGAAUCUGGCUGCUGGUGUCUAAACCCUGGCUGUAAAGCUGAGCCUAGAGACCUGUCCUCACCAAGCGUUCUGUGAUUUCUACUCCACUGCAAAGAUUACUAGACACUUAAUCUAACCGGGUUUCGUUCCCAGUGACCUGUUGCAUGCUUCCAUACCAUGCUCUGCCCGAGCUGUGUCCAUCACGUGCUAGAUUAAAAGGGCGGAGAAGACUUGAUUUGACGCCCUGACCUCUGGCUCUCCAGCUGACCCUGCCGGGGGUGGAGGCCUCUGCGGGAUUUAGGUUCUUGGCCACUUGUGAGGCCUUGUUGCAGAACUGUGUUCUGAAAGGACGCCUGAGGCAGGGCCAGGGGGUCUGGCAAACCCUUCUGUCCUCCUUAACCUGUGUUGUCCUAAACCCUCCGGUGGCCGUCCAGAGAAACUGGAUAUAUCACUUGCCAGUCAUAGAUGAGACCCAAAAAACUGUGGUUUCAGGGCCUCCGUUUAGGAUCUUCCGGGUGGCUUGUGGGAAGCCACGAAUGUUUGUGGUUGAGUUGUUUAAAGAGGCUGCAGAGCCCUUGGCAUCUAAAAGAAGGUGGAGUUCUACAGAGUUGAGGGUUGUUCCCUUUCACAGUGAUUUUUAAAAAUCCCAUAGUGAUCAGAAAACCUAGAUGUUGAGUAAUUAGAAAAACAAUAUUGCUCAUUAUUUUUACCUCUUGGUGGGAUUUUGUCCCUUCAGUUGAUAUAACGAGUGUCUCCUCCUCUUGGCCCCUUGGCUUGCUUUUUAUGAUUCAUGUCAAAGCCUGGGAGAGCAGUGUGCUGGGAUGGGCUUCAUAAGUGUGCAAUUAUAGGGAAGAAAUCCAACAAUCCCUGUCGAAGAACUGGAAUUCUUCUGUCAUUUCAUAAAUUCUUAAAUCAGAAUGUUCACUGAAUGCAAAUUAGGCAAAGUACUGAAAAUAUGAAAGAAAACCCAUUCUAAGAUCAUUUCUGUGCCAAGAACAGAUAAGAAUUAUUGAAAUAGACCCCCAUGAGUACUUGGAAGGCGGUAAUUGGGAAUGACACUUCAGUUCAUCUCUUCCUUAUUAUCUGAUUUCAGUGACAGCUCAGAAGUGCUGGGUUUAGAGUUUGUUUGGGGGUUUUGGCUUCCUUGAAUCCAAAUAAGCUUCCCCAGUUCGCAGGCACCCUCAGGGUUUCAGUCUGCGUCUAAAACAGUCACGUACCUUGUUUUCUCUUGAUCGUGACGACCGCUGUCCACCCCUGUCACACUGUACUCUCAGGAGGCAGUAAGGAAGAGCAGAGGGCCUCUGCCCACCCCGCUGAGCACACCUGGGGGUGGAAGACGCUGUCGCCGCCCCUGGAUCUCUCAACAGUGAUGCCUUUUUAGAAAUGACCGGAAUCCAGCUUCUCUAGGCCCCUGGAAAAGAGCCGUUAGGAGCCAUUUAGCCAUGAGGUUUAAGAAGUCAGUUCCAGAAUUUGCAUAUUGCAUGUGGUUGAAAGGUUUUUAAACAUCAGCUAACCCAGUCACCUGUAAAAGCCCUGCGUGUCUCUAGUCCCCCUCUUGUCGGCCUAACGGUGAAUCUGGGGAGGGAUUGGCUCCAGGCAGGGCCUGCUCUUGCACCCGCCGCCUCUGCAACGGGAAACGGCGAGGCGUGGGUCUCAGUGCUCUUUUCCUUUUUCCUGAAACACGUCCCUUUACUUACCAAGGCGCUUUGGUAGCUCCCACCAGAUACUCCCUAAGGCCAGAUGACAAAUGCUUCAAGCAACCUGACAUGGUUUGUUCCUCCCACAUAAGGAUGCAGGCACAGAUUCUGAGAAGAAUGGUUUGCAAAGUAUUUGAACUGCUUUCUGCAUCUCACACUGUUCGACAGACAGCAUGGACAGCUGCCGUGUGACCUCGCCAGGUCCAAACUGGCUCCCCUGAAAACCGAGCUAGCGUGCGGCAAACUACUCCUUGUCCUCACAGUUACUGUUCUCACGUGACUCAGCUGUUUUUCUAAGUCUUGGAUCUCGCCUCUGAAAUGUCAGGAUCCGUAGAGAGCGCGCCUGGGUUAACCAGUCCUCACGCCCCGCCCAGCCGUGCGCUAGGCCCCUCUUGCCUCCUCACGCUGGCCCCCCAGCCCUGGCGGACCCCGGUGUCGACUCCUGCCCUGCCAGCAGGGGGCGAAGCCACGCAGGGACCCGCCUGCCCCGCCCCAGGAGGUCCCGCUCUACCUCUUAGACUUUGGGGUGCAUCCUGGUAAGUCAAAACUGCCGAUUUUAGGUCCAAGAUGUGUUUUUUAAAAUAAUGCUUAAUAAACUCCACUUUGUACUUUAGAUUUUACAACUGGGAAGAAAAAUGUGACAUACUUUGGACCACUUUUUUUUUUUUUUUUUUAAUUUAUCGAAGCCUUAACGAACCGUGUAUCUACAUUUGCAUUCACACACCCCCGCCCCCCGUCCCCAGAGCGUUUUCAGUGUCUUGGAGACAAAGCUGUAGCGUUAGGAUGUGAGCUUGUACGUUUCAUAGGAAAGGAGAGCUUUCUGUUGGUACAGAAUCGUCCGAGAAAACCUCUCGUUUAGACCUCUCCCCCCCUUCGUUAAAGGUGUUAUGUGCAGAGCAAUGCAUGUUUAGGAAGCAUGUCUCUUCAUUGGUUGGUUUUGUGUUUGUAUGUGUAACAGUAGACCCUCACGGCGCUGGUGACAGACCUCUGUGUACAACCUUCUCAACCUGUAUCAGUGCAUCGUAAGCCUCAUGACCAUGACCUGUGUCCACAGACAGCUGUGUUCCUAAAGAAGCCACUUUGCCCCUCUCCCUCAGACUAAUUUCACCUGGAUUGUCACGGUUUCCUUCAUGUUAACUUUGCAUAACUGUUCGUCCUUCACUACUAUGUAUGUAAUAUAUAUACGAACAUCUGCUGUCCAAAUAUAUCUGUAUAUAUUUGUAUAGCAUUUGCGCCUACCUUGAGGAAUCUGGUUUCAAAUGGGAGUGAGAGGUUAGUCCCUGCUACAGUUUCCUCCAAGCUGUGUCCUGAGAAUUCUGACCCUCAGAGAACCCAAGGGAGAUGAUGAUAGAAUAUGCUGUUAUCUCUUAAUUCAGCAUCUAUUAUCACACAAAACAUGAAAAAAACAGUGACUUUUAAGGUGAAAAGUUUCAAGCAUUCCAAAUGAAUUCUCAAUGUUUCGUAACUUUUUAUUAUAACCUCACCUCUAAUACAAAGCCAAGUACUAUUUGAUACAGUGAUUAAAAACCAAACAACUUGGAAAUUUUUUAAAAGACAUCUUCUGGCUAACUGCUCAUUUUCACAAUCAGAAUAGGUUUAAAAUACAGUUGAAUUUGAUACAGGUAAAAAACGUUUUGUUGAAGAACAAAUUCCUUUUGCUUUUCGUUUUUCUUGAGAGACCUAAAGAGAAAUUGUGGAUUGUUUUCCUGACUUAACAAAAGAGUAAUGUGACAAAAUGAAGUCAUUGUAAAGACGUGAUGCGACUUGUCAAAUAUUUAAUAAAGGAUUGUGGAAGCUGGAA
Messenger RNA from Dama dama (fallow deer), 7623 nucleotides. RefSeq names its product NEDD4 like E3 ubiquitin protein ligase (gene NEDD4L). The coding region runs from base 99 to 3026 and encodes 975 amino acids. The transcript is spliced from 31 exons. Gene Ontology annotation, molecular function: protein binding; sodium channel inhibitor activity; ubiquitin protein ligase activity. NCBI's taxonomy places the organism in Eukaryota, Metazoa, Chordata, Mammalia, Artiodactyla, Cervidae. Gene Ontology annotation, biological process: ubiquitin-dependent protein catabolic process; regulation of dendrite morphogenesis. The record is from RefSeq and is a predicted model, not a curated record.